Molecule: messenger RNA, 7933 nt
Organism: Esox lucius (northern pike)
Lineage: Eukaryota; Metazoa; Chordata; Actinopteri; Esociformes; Esocidae
Product: AP2-associated protein kinase 1
Exons: 20
Coding region: 884-4594 (1236 amino acids)
Biological process (GO): protein phosphorylation
Molecular function (GO): protein kinase activity; ATP binding
Source: RefSeq, a predicted model, not a curated record
UUUUAGACAGACCUUUCUCAAAAUAACUGGAAUCAUUUCCGUGUGUGACCGCUAGGUUUUGUGGGUAGUGUAACUGAUUGUGACUCAUAAUGUGAUCAUCAAUGGAGUUUUCCCCAAAGUAUCUCUGGCACGACUCACGAGCUACUUAGUGGAGGUCUGCCUAGUGAGAAAGCCGUUGUCCGCACAGGUCAGGAGCAAAACGGGCUAAUAUGAUGGAUUACUACUAGCUAGCUGGUAGGACCGGUUAGGACACCAAGUAGCUAACGCUAGGCAAUCACCGAAGAGAAACCAGGGAGGAGCUUUAGGGGUAUAAUACAAUUGCUUUGGAGAAAAGGGUGAAAUAAAUGCGUUUAUGGUGAAAAUAGGGAAUGUGUGUAAAUAAUAUACCGUUAGCCAGCUUAAUAGUCGGCUGCCAACGUAACUGUCAAAACCGCUAGCUAGGGUUGUUACGCUAAUAGGCAUAUUGGGUAGUUGCUAUGUUAACUGAUUACUUAGCAUUUCCUUAGCUAGCUAAACCGUUUCAACGCGUAUGUUCAUAACCGGCUAUUUAGCAAGAUAACUAACCUAAGCUAUUAUGACAAUUGACAGUUUGCCCUUGGUAACUAGCUAGUAAGUUUCUUCAAUCAAGAUCUCUAACAGGGUUUUCAAUACGACAGUCUUCUAGCUAGCUAACGUUAAGUAAUAGCGAGUAACGUUAGCUAGCUAGUCAGCCUAAGUUGGCUACUGUACCGUCAUUCAGUUAUCCAUAGACAGCUAGGCUAACUACAGUGGAGGACUUCCGAACAGCAUCUAGUUAGAAACUCUUGUGGAUAGAGUAGCAGUUAGCAGUUAACGUUAGGUGUUGAUUGCAAACCAAUCGACACUUUGCUAUCACAACGGUAAAAUGAAGAAGUUCUUCGAUUCACGUCGCGAACUUGUGAGUUCUGGGCCUGGUUCUGGAGUGGGUGGAGGAGGCACUGGCUCCAGCUGCGGUGGCAGUUUCAUUGGACGUGUUUUCACCAUCGGACGCUAUCAAGUGACCGUUGAUGAAAUUGUUGCUGAAGGAGGCUUCGCUAUUGUCUUCCUGGUGCGGACCCAUCAGGGGGUGCGGUGUGCCCUUAAAAGGAUGUAUGUCAACAACGAGCAUGACUUGCAGAUCUGCAAGUUAGAGAUCCAGAUCAUGAGGGACCUUGUGGGCCACAGGAAUAUAGUGGGUUUCCUGGAUUCCAGUAUUGCUGCUGUAGGAGCAGGAGAUGUCUGGGAAGUCCUUAUCCUUAUGGACUUCUGUCGUGGCGGUCAGGUGGUUAACCUGAUGAACCAGCGUCUGCAGACAGGCUUCACUGAGGCAGAGGUGCUACAGAUCUUCUGUGACACCUGUGAGGCCCUGGCCCGCCUCCACCAGUGCAAGACACCAAUCAUCCAUCGAGAUCUCAAGGUGGAGAACAUCCUGCUCCAUGACCGAGGACACUACGUGCUGUGUGACUUUGGCAGCGCCACCAACCGCUUCCAGAACCCUCAGACAGAGGGUGUGCAAGUGGUGGAGGAGGAAAUCAAGAAGUACACUACUCUGUCAUACCGAGCCCCAGAGAUGAUAAAUCUCUACAAUGGUAUGGUCAUCACUACAAAGGCAGACAUCUGGGCUAUGGGCUGCCUGCUGUAUAAGCUGUGCUACUUUACCCUGCCAUUUGGGGAGAGCCAGGUGGCCAUCUGUGAUGGCAGCUUCACUAUUCCAGACAACUCUCGCUACUCACAGGAUAUGCACUGCCUCAUCAGAUACAUGCUAGAGCCUGACCCUGAGAAAAGACCAGAUAUCUACCAAGUUUCCUACUUCGCCUUCAAGCUUGCCAGGAUCGAAUGCCCCAUCCAAAAUGUACAUAACUCCCCUAUUCCUUCAAAACUUCCUGAGCCAAUCAGAGCCAGUGAUGCUGUGGCCAAAAAGAGUCAAUCCAAAGCUAGGCUUACAGACCCCGUGCCCACAAUGGAGACCUCUAUUGCACCCAGGUCACGGCCCAAAGCUGGAGUUGCCCAGCCCAUUGGCAUUCUGCCCAUCCAGCCGGCACUCACCCCACGCAAGAGACCAAACAUGGCUGCCGGAGGGACCCCGCCUAUAGGGGCUACUCAGCCUGCUACUGUUGUCCAAUCAGCGCCUCAAGCACCUGCUGGAUCGGCCGCACCCUCAUCUCAGACCACGCCUUCGCAGCCCAUGGCCACUCCUCAGCAUCAGCAGGGUCUGUUCAUAAAGCAGCAGGCUGCAGCCUUCUUCAGCCCACAGCAGCAGGUCAAACAGCAUCCGCUAGAGCAGACCCUCUACAAACCGUUGCAUCCACUAGAGCAGACCCUCUACAAACAACCACCUCCGCUAGGGCAGACCCUCUACAAACAACCACCUCCGCUAGAGCAGACCCUCUACAAACAACCACAUCCGCUAGAGCAGACCCUCUACAAACAACCACAUCCGCUAGAGCAGACCCUCUACAAACAACCACCUCCGCUAGAGCAGACCCUCUACAAACAACCACAUCCGCUAGAGCAGACCCUCUACAAACAACCACCUCCGCUAGAGCAGACCCUCUACAAACAACCACCUCCGCUAGAGCAGACCCUCUACAAACAACCACCUCCGCUAGAGCAGACCCUCUACAAACAGCAGCAGCUGCCUCUCUUGCAGGCCCCCCAGGGCCCAUUGGCUGUGCAGCCUAAAGCGAAUCCUGCAAUUCAGGUUGCUCCUCUCCAGCAGCAGCCAGUCAGCCCCUCUGCCCAAACAGCAUGCUUCCCUCAGCCUCCAGCCCCAGGCCCUACAUCUGAUUCUGACCAUGACUCUGAGCCCACGCCUCUGGCUUCUGGCCACGGGCUUUACAAGGUUGGCUCCCUGACACCCCCCUCGUCCCCAAAGAUGCCCCCCCGCAGCGGCCACAGACGCAUCCUGAGCGAUGUCACCCACAGCGCUGUGUUUGGGGUUCCUGUCAGCAAGUCCACCCAGCUACUGCAGGCGGCUGCAGCCGAGGCCAGCCUCAACAAGUCCAAGUCCGCCAGCACCACCCCUUCUGGCUCCCCCUGUUCCUCACAGCAGAAUGUGUGCCAGGCAGGUGAGGGCGGUGCUCAGACAGCCCCCUCUGCUGCAUCCACCAGCAGUUGGAACCCCUUUGGUGAUGACAACUUCUCCAAGCUCACUGCUGAGGAGCUGCUCAACAAGGACUUUGCCAAGCUGGCCGAGACUACAACAGGGGAAAGGGACAGUCUCUCUACAGAGAACCUUAUUCAUCAACCUGUGUCUUCGGCUGGGGUCACAAGCAAGGCUUACCCAGAGAAGCUGAUUGAGGGUCUUAUGUCCCCAGAGACUUCUCUGCUGCUCCCUGACCUUAUACACCUGUCUGGUCCCAUCAGCAGCUCUGCAGAAGGGAACAGCAAUGUUGCAACCAAGGCUGAGAUGUGUGUGGAGUCUCUGAUCCCGGGCCUGGAGACAGUCUCAGCCAGCAUGCCAGACUCUCUGGUGGGGGAGGACUCUCUGUUGGGGGAGGACUCUCUGUUGGGCUGCUCUCUGCUGACUCACCCUUCUACCCCUGGGACUCAAACUGUCUCUGCACCUCCCUCAUGCUCCUAUGCUCCUCCUAGCUCUGCCUCCUGUCUGGAUGACUUAACACCUGUCUCACUUGGCAUUGCACAGGCUCCUUCUGACUCCACUUACCUCAUGUCGGGUUUCCAGCCGCCAGAGGCUGGGGGGAAGGGCACUGAGGACGAGUUUGACCCCAUCCCUGUGCUCACCUCCAAAACCUCCAACAACCAAGAGCUGAAAGGGGAGAGUAAUGGCUAUGAUGCCCUGGACGACGGGGGCUCAGACAUUCUGCUGCCUGGAGAAGGGCUCAGGGCAUACCAGGGCCAUGUUCACUCCAGUGAUGAGGAGGAAAAUGAAGAAAAAGAUGCGAGAGCGGAGGAGGAGCAGGGCAGGAGAGCCAGUGAACGUGAUCCAGUAGUCCAUGACUGUGGUGGCUCUAGGCCUUUGUUGCUGGAUUCAGAGGAAGAGGAGGAGCAUAGGUCUGAAUUAAUCCUCCCACCCUCCCAGCCAUUACAUGCACACCCACAACUCUCCACACUAUCCCCCCAACAUUCCCCAUCCUCAACCCAGAAUCAUUCCUACCAGAUGUCCAAGCAAGCAGGUGGGGUCGAUGUUGUCCCUGAUGUCUUCUCCAAAGCUCCCUUCAGGAUUGGACAGGAGAAGGCAGGUGAUGUGUUCUCAAAUGCCCCUUUCCCACAUCCGCCCAUUGUGGCUGAAACGCAUCCAGACAUUUUCUUACAAGCCCCCUUCAUGAAACCGAGGACCCCCCAUCACUCUCACCCUGCUGGGGUUAACCCUGUGGUACCUGAACCGGCUCUCCUGAGCCAGGUGUCCCCGAAACCCUUCCGCCCACAGGCCCUGUCCAAGUAUUCCCGACACUUUGAGGGCUCCUUGCCUCAGCAGCCUGUAACAGCUCAAAGGGUGGUUUCCAGUGUGAGCCGGCAAGCUGCUGUAGGUCCGGUAAAUGUGGGGCCCUUACACCCCUGGACUUCAGAGGUGGGUGCAGUAGACCCCUUUGUCUCUGCGCCCUUUCACUUCAAGGCCCCACAAGAGAAGCCCUGAAAAUCCCAUCAUUCACUACAGAGCAGUGGAGCCAGCUUUGGAGCCCACUUUUGCUCACACCGCACAAAAGCAUACAUACCGCAUGCUGUCAUCCACACUGGGCUAGACUGCGAGGCGGCAUAGAACUCUUUAAGAGCUUAUCUUUACAAACUCAGAUCUGUCUUGACAUCGCACAAGAUCACCAGUGUGCUUUUUUUCUGCAGUAGAAUAGUUUAAGGUCAGUUCCAGUUUUCCCUAUGUUUCGGAACUGUCCUUUUCUUUGGUGUCAGAGGUUAUUCUUUGUUGUGCACAGGAUUUGGCAAUGCUUUUUCCCCCCACCUACAGCUGUUUGUCCUCCCAUUUUCUAUUGCCAACGUUUAACUUAGAAAGCUUCAGGUAGGUUUCGUGUUGGGGGUUUACCUGUAAAUACGGACUGGAUAGAUCUGUCAUCUAUCCUGGACCACCUACAUUCACACUAUUCCCUAUCGCUCUGUGAGAUUCCUGGAUUUCCAUGACAUGCCGGGUCUCUCAGGGUGAUGAUGUCACUACCAUUCCUCUACUCAUUCAGGAAUUCUCUCCCUAGAAAGGCCUCAUGGAAUGGUUGCUCGAUAUCUUAUAAUUUCUAGUAUUUUGGAAGUAUUUGAGAGAUUACUGUUUUAGCCCAUGGAGUGGUGUAUACUUUGUGCUGUGUAGGUAAAUGUACCUCUAGCAGUGCUGUCAUAUUGGAUCAUUUAUAAUAACAGUAUCAAAUGCUGGAUUGUUGUACAUGUCGAACUAUAAGGAAUUGUUCAACUACAUUUUAGCCUUUGAUUUGACCCGACAGCAAUUGUAUUCUUAGUCACUAUUAGUCGUUUUAUAGUGCCCUCAGUGAUACUUACUACAGUGAAGCAGUUCUUUUUUUGUGUGGAUAUACUCAAAAUGUUUGGAUUUAAAAUCAAAUGAUUACAAUGAGGUUAGAUUCUCAGCUUUUAUUUGAGGGUAUGUUAAUACAUAUUGAUUUCACUCUUUUGGAACAUAUUAAUAUAAUGUGUAGUAUGUUUGCAUGUCAUCUGCAUGCAAUAAUGGACAGAAGAAUACAAGGAUUACAUGUAAAUAUUGUCUGCAGAUAUCUCCCCUGUCCUGGUCCACCUAGAUUCACUCCAUUCCUUAUUUGUACAUAUUGACUUAACUGUUUUGGGACUUAUUACCAUGUUUAGCCUUUGAUUGCAUAUCAUUUGCAUGCAAUAACUGCCUGAAAAAUACAACCUGUUGACCCCAGCAGAUGCAGGGGGGGGUUAUUUUUUUCUUACAUUUUCUUUUAGGCGAAUUAAAGGCAUGAGUUACUUUGCUUUCUUACAUAUUUGUUGUUUUAAUGGGGAGCAUUCUUCUGUUGUCCACUAUAGAGGUCUUGGCCUACCAGAGGCUGUUUUCGAAUGCUGAGCUCUAGUGCGUCUCUUCGUUUUGAUUAUUUCUUAACUGUUGUUUUUGGUAUGCCUAAGGUAUUGGCUAUGUUUCUGACAGAUUACUUCAGAUUUGUCACACUUCUAAUGCUUUCCUUAACUUUCAUUGAGUCUUUUUGGCCUCACGUUGGCAGAUACCAAUAACAUUCUGAUGUAAAACGCAAAUGCUAGAAUUAAGACUGACAGCUCUCUAAUGCCUGCACAUAUUAUUUGAAGCAACACUUGUGAUUAACCAGAAACACCGAUCAAGCUAAUUGUCCCAAUAAUUUCAGUGGCCUGAAUCGUUUCUAAAUGGUCAAAACAGUAUGUAUACAAAUACCCAUAACUAAAAGCUGUGAAUCUAUAUGCUGCCCCCCUGUUUGAUUACCAAUCCAAGCUAUUUUAGUGUAGAGACCAAAAAGACAACUGUUCCAGUUAUUACAGAGGGUACUGUGUGUGCUGCUAAAGUCAACCUUAUGUAUCUACAUGCAAGGCAUACAAUAACAUACUUCACUGAGGUCAGAGUUCUUUAUGUUUGUCCUCUAGUAGGUGCCUCUGCUCUGCUGUAUGUACUAUUGUGUUGGUUUACUAAUUUUGAACUAAGCCAGUUGUUUAAGGGGAAUGUUUCUAUUAGAUCUCCAGUCUCACGAUCAGCACUGAGUAGAAAAUUCACAAUCAGCAUCUUCACACUACCAAUCAGCAACUACUUCACUGUCAUUCUAAGCAUUCACAAUCAACAACUGCAAGAACACAAUCAUGGUCUCAAUCAGUACUUCUACACUGUACCUGCACUACUCAACAUGCACAAACAGUUUACCAGCAGCAAUCCCACUCAGAACAUACCAGAAUCAAUGCAACCUUUAUCACACACCUCAAGCAAAACUCACGUUGUUGAAAAAUAAGUUGCACCUGUAGUGUCAGACUUUCCUACGCAUGCUCAGAGGACACACUAGUUGAAGUCUACACAUUGCUUUGGCAUAAAACCAUACCUUUGAACAGGGUUGUAUUGAUUCUGCAAAACAAAAUGUUUUUAUUGCAAAGCAUUCAACCAGAAAGAACAACACUAGGAGUAAGCUACCUGAAUUUGUCCAAUAAAAACUGCCAAAACAUUAUACUCGACAUAGGUCCUCAACCCUCUUCUGGGGUUUCCCAGAGCUAGCACACCUGAAUCAACUUUUUAACUAAUUAACAAGCCCUUACCUGUUGAAUCAGGAGCUAUUUCAGGGCAAAAACUAAAUUGUGAGAUGGCUGGGGGGUCCCCAGGAGAGUGUUGAAAACCUAUGCUCUAACAUGUUUGGUUGAUUAGGAUGAAUACACCUUAGAUUUAGCAUUCCUCCUGGGUUUUAUUUCCAUCAAAUGCGUCAAAUGCUGAUUUGGUCUUUUGCUGAAUAUUGUAGAAUAAUGAAGCACUUUCUAACAGUUGCUAUUCAUCCAUUACUUUACAUUACCUGGUGAUAGUGUGGACCAAUACAUAGGUUUUCAACCAUUUGAUCCAAAGUGUAAAGAUGUGCUGGAGAAAUUAUUCUAAAUGUAUUGGUGGGGGGGGGGGGGGGGGGGGGCUUCCAUUGUGAUUUAUUUGUUCAAAACAUUUUUAUGUUAAUUUGAUGUGCAAAUGAAGACCGCAGACAGCAUCUGCAGCAAUUAUCAUUUACUCAUGAACUGCAUGCGUUGAGAUAAGGACCUUGAAAAUAACUUCACAAAGCUGUUAUCUCAAAAACGUAAUGGCAACAUUUGUCUUCAUGUCUUUGACUGUCUUUGAUUUGUGACUGAUUUAUGCAGUCCUUUGUAUAGAAAAGCAUGGUGGCUGAUUUUUAACAGCAAGCAUCACCGGCUGAACUCUAAAGGCAUCCAUAUCAAAUACUUGAGUCAUGCAAAGCUUACCUUUGAUGAACACUGUCAUUGUAUGUCCGUAUGUGAAGACAAAUAAAUGAAUGCAAUAGUG